CAUUGUCUUCAUGUCUUGACCCACGUUCCAACUACGAACCGUAUUUGUCAGUUAGAAGUGCCUGCAAUUACGCUCCAGCAUUUAGAUCUAGAAUUACGACAGAGGAACAAACAUCACAGUCUGCACUGUCUCACUACGUGGCUUGUCAGUUGUCCACAACCUGGCUAAAAUCCCAUCGUCAGUCGGCUUUGUUUAACAACUUCACCCACCAUGGACAUUAUUAACUGGGUUGACAUCAUCCUGCUGCUGACUGUACAAACUCACUUCGUUUUAUCAGACGAUGCUCCAGUUUUACACGGAAAAAAUUCACUUAGAACUGUGGAUGGAGUCAACAGCUCGGCUGAAGCUCUCGCUCGCCGUGAAGUCAAAAUUACCGAUAACUUUCAAACAUAUCAGAAAACUUGUGACAGGAAAUCGAUGUCUGAUGAUUUACCAGAAAGGGCGAUCAUGAAAUCCGAAAUUGGUGUAGAUGUGAUGUGUGAUACCAAAACUGAUGGCGGAGGGUGGAUUGUGAUUCUGCGACGUAACAAAAUGGAUGUUGACUUUAAAAAAAAAUGGGUGGACUACAGAGAUGGUUUUGGUACAUAUGCUGGCGACUAUUGGCUUGGACUUAAACAUAUGCACAAACUAACAUCGAUGGGACGAUGGGAACUAAGAAUUGAGAUGACAUUCAGGAAGAUCGACUACUACGCCCAAUACGAAUCGUUCAAAAUCGGAAGUGAGUCAGAGUAUUUUCCCCUUCGCAUUUCUGGCUUUUCAGGAAAUGCUUCCGACGACUUGAAAUAUCACAAUGGCGGCAGAUUUUACACUAUAGAUUAUAUCGACGAAAUGGGUUGCGCUGCCAAAUUUAGAACGGGGUGGUGGUUCCAGAGGUGCCUACUUGUAAACUUGAAUGGUGAUUACCGUAGGACGCAGUAUCAGGGAGGAAUACACUGGAAGGGUGUGGAUGGUUACCAUUCAUUAGGUGCAGCUGAGAUGAAAAUAAGAAAGAAACCUAGAACGUCACCUGGGAUUUCAAGUAAUUAGCAGAUAAAUAAUGUGUUCAACGGAUUCACCAAGUACAUCACAUACAUUGGACAUGUCAAAAUUGUUGAAAAAUAGCAAAAAAAAAAAAAAAAAAGUCAAAAGCUUCUACUCGAUUCCUAGUUAUUUUGUCUGUGUUUUGUCAUAAUGUGUUGAAACAUACCAGCGAAAUUUCAACCACCUCUGACGGGCCGAUUUACUUCAACUAGACACUUAGGUCAAGAUCGGAUCACAAUGCAAAGUGUUUAUUUUUAUUUUUUUAUUUUUAGUAUACAAUUAUUUUGUCUAAAAAGCGUGUUAUUAAAUAUUGUAUUUU
Molecule: messenger RNA, 1339 nt
Organism: Physella acuta
Lineage: Eukaryota; Metazoa; Mollusca; Gastropoda; Physidae
Product: ficolin-1-A-like
Source: RefSeq, a predicted model, not a curated record